This is a messenger RNA of Leptosia nina, 396 nucleotides long. Lineage: Eukaryota; Metazoa; Arthropoda; Insecta; Lepidoptera; Pieridae. The record is from the annotation of a GenBank genome assembly.
AUGGAUUUCAAACUUUUGUGCCUUAUAUUUGGUAUUACCGCAAUCAAAUCAGUUAGUUCUAUAAACUGUUACCAAUGUUCCGGAACUGAUUCAAACGAUCCGUUUGAAUGCAAUGAAUAUUUAGACACAGAAUCGUCUUUAGUGCCAACAGACUGUUCUUUAAUUCAUGACGCCAAAUAUUGUAUCAAACAUGUAGGCAGAUUUGAAGGUGGCAUAGGAACUAAAAGAUUUUGUUCCUCAUUGGACUUAGGCAACCAGUGCAAAUAUGUACAACAACCCGGGGACAAGCUUGAGUACAGAACUUGUAUUUACACUUGUACCACAGAUGGCUGUAAUAGUGCAAUCAAUUUAAAAAUAUCUUCAAUGUUUCUGUUACUCUCUUUUGUUGUAAUAUAA